Messenger RNA from Aplosporella prunicola CBS 121167, 480 nucleotides. RefSeq lists its product as uncharacterized. The record is from RefSeq and is a predicted model, not a curated record. NCBI's taxonomy places the organism in Eukaryota, Fungi, Ascomycota, Dothideomycetes, Botryosphaeriales, Aplosporellaceae. The coding region runs from base 1 to 480 and encodes 159 amino acids. The transcript has a single exon.
AUGACCAUAAAUCAACAAAGACCUAGAAGCAAAAAGAGAAGCCGAUUCCAAGCCUACCUACCGUACCUAGAGCAGAAGCAUCCGUCACAGAAAGCUAAGUCUUCUGCCUGCCGAGACUGCCACUCGGACGGCUCCCCGCAAGCCGAACCCUACUUACCUUCAUCAACCUACCUAGAGCUCGGUGAGUGGUUUACUGAACAGAAAGAAGACGGUCGUUCUCUAAGAAGCUCGUCACUCCGCAAAAAGCAGGGCACUUGUCUUACCGUCUCACUCACCUCGACACUUGCAGACCAGACCAGCCCACGUGAGCAAGCACACAGAGCAGCAUCCUUACCUACACAACAUCUCCUUCCCCAAACCGACGCCCCGGCACCCUACCUACCUACCUUAGCACCAACCCAGCGCACCGCACUAACCCGCGCCACCAUCCGCAUCAGCAUCCAGCGCACCCCGCCACACGCCACGCCAACAUCCCCAUAA